AUGUUGGCCCACUUUUUCGAUCAUCACCUCGAUCUUGUCCUGCUACUCUGUCUAGUAGUCAGUUCCGGGAAAUCAGUACCGGUGGGCGGCAAUGCGGAAUGGACGGUCGGACAGCCACCCUCCAGCGACAACGUCGAUGCCUUUCUCUGGCAAAAUCGUUCUCCAUGGCGUAACGAUCGGAUAUCUCUGAGCCCUACACAUGGACAUCUCAUCCCUGACCACGUGCUGAAUGAGCCCGCUGGGCCAAGUCAGGGGUAUCCUUGGUUCUCAGAGAUGAGACAAGACUACCUGGAUCCAACAAAUACGUAUGAUCAAUCGAUGAUCUGGACGGAUCAGCCACUGCAUCGGGUUGCCAGCCAAGUUGAUGAUGCAGUUGGAGCUGAAGCACCCCAAGACUUCAGUCAUUUAAUUGACCGACGGAAAGCGAUAGACUCGAACCGCAAUCUUAGGCUCCCCCCUUCAGAUAUCAGUGUGCUUGGAGGCUUCCUUGCUAAUAGUGGGUCUGAUCUGUCCCCAAGAUCGUAUACUCGAACGAUUUUAUCAAAAAGUCACAACGCCGAAAGCCCGCUUAUCAGUCAAGCGACAGAAUCUUCCGCUGAAGAACGACUCCGCAGAGCAGGAGCUGACAGCGCCGCACCGGAAGCACCUGUAUUUGGAGUCUCGCCUGUCUUCGAGAGAGAUGCUGCGGUCCGAAGUGAUGUCACCGGUCUGCCUGUUCGAGAAGAGGCUGCCGUUCCGCCCCUUGAGGAGCUCGCCAAAAAACCGGCCGGCCGUGCCCCUACAGAACGUGAGGGCAUGUCCCCAGAUGACCUGCAUGCCCUGAUGCGAUUCUUUCACAAUGACGUGAGCAAGAUGCAAACCUGGAUGGAGAACAUGAGGAGAGCUUUAGGAAGCCAACAGUUGCAAUUUGCGCCGGUGGACUCGAGCCGCGUCGCAAAAGACCGCGUUUUCAUAGCUCACGACGGGCAUGCCGUAAAAAGCUACUAUCCGCCCUUGUCACUGCCAAGCGGACAAGAUUCUCGCAAACCAUUGAAAGACGAACAGUCGAAGUCAUAUCACUUCUUGUCGAAAACUGCGUCUCUGCGAGCGGAACCAGCUGCCCAAGUACCCAAGGGUAAAUCACACCAACGCAUUUUUGUCUAUCUCAACAGCCGAAUCAAUCUGGACUUUCUCAACUCGGAAUACUUUCUAGACCAUCUGCAGUUCCUUCCCAUCAACACUGCAGAACUUUCACAGGGUCUGUUGAACAAACUGCACGGCGACCGUAUACUUCGCUACGUGUUGCCGCCACGAACUCCACAUGGACUUGCUCUCAUUGCUUCACGUCACCAACAAUACCGCCGGCAAAGUCUAGGCAAUUUGGAGAAGCUGACAGGAUUUCGUGGCUACUGGAACCUCGUUUCUCUGUGGUCACCUGUGCUGUACGAUGGCGAAAAGUAUACGGUGGUUCUGUACGGGAUCGGGCAACUCGACGCCGACUACGUACCUGAUGUGCAAAAACACCUCGAACGGCUUACUCAACAUUCUCCGACCAAUCUGUACUCUUCGUUCCAUGAGCUGGCCAAGACAGCCCAUUAG
Ustilago hordei is the source of this 1578-nucleotide messenger RNA. RefSeq lists its product as uncharacterized. The record is from RefSeq and is a predicted model, not a curated record. The transcript has a single exon. Lineage: Eukaryota; Fungi; Basidiomycota; Ustilaginomycetes; Ustilaginales; Ustilaginaceae. The coding region runs from base 1 to 1578 and encodes 525 amino acids.